Messenger RNA from Plasmodium reichenowi, 932 nucleotides. RefSeq lists its product as hypothetical. The record is from RefSeq and is a predicted model, not a curated record. The annotation marks the transcript as partial. The transcript is spliced from 2 exons. Lineage: Eukaryota; Apicomplexa; Aconoidasida; Haemosporida; Plasmodiidae.
AUGAAAGAAACAUAAAACUACACGAUAAUAAUGAUAAUAAUAAUAAUAAUAAUAAUAAUAAUAAUAAUAACAAUUUGAAUAAUAAUUUGGUAAAGAAUAUGAACAACAUUGAAGAAUUUUAUAAUAAUAAUAAUAAUUAUGAUAACAACACUAACGAUGGUGUAGAUGCUUUAUAUUUAAGAUCUGUUGAUGAUGGUGAAGAUAAACAAAGAAUUGUUCUUACAGAUGGAAAUAAUGUAUAUGUUUUAGAAGAAAUUACACAAAAUGAUAAUAACAACUCAACAAUUAAUAAGGAUGAAAAUAAUAUUAAUAAAAUUACAAGUGUUGAACAAGAAAUUAAAAUGCAUGUACCAUCAGAGCAAAAUUAUAAUGAUGACAAUGUAUUAGAAAGUUUUAUGGACUAUAUGAAUUUAGAAGAUUCACUUUUAAAUAAUAUUGAUGAUGUAACGAAUGUACAAACUAAUAGAGAAACAAAUAUACGUCCACACAAUAAUACAAACGAUGAACAAAAUAAAAAUCAAUCCUUUCUUGAUGAUAAUAUAUUUAAUCUAAGUGAAGAAGAAUUAUCCAAAAAAAUUUUUGAUGACAUCAAAUUAAACAGUGAAGAUAAAAUCGAAUGUCAUCAUUUUUCAGAUAAUGAAGAUAAAUGUAAUAGUUUUAAAAAAUGUACAUAUGUAAAUAUUGAUAAUAAGGAUACAUGUUUCCUUGAUUACAAUUAUAUGCUCUUCUUAAAAAAUAAUAACUGUGCCUUACAAUCAAAAUCAUCUUUGUUGUCUAUAUCGAAAGAUUUAUUAAAGAAUGAUAUUAUAAGCAGACAAAUGUUUCAACUAUUAAGGAAUAGUAAUAACAACAAUUUCAUUUGUGAUACUGUUACUUAUUCUUUUUUAACGAAUGUAGUUGACAAUACAAAUUAUGAAGAAAUAUUUUCAUAA